UAUCAAUGAGGCGCUCGAGCGCGCGUUUAUAGAAGCUCCGCUCGAGAUUGAGGAGAGUCCGAGAGCGCGUGUGACGUGUCGCACAGCACAUUCAACCUGCUACUGACAUCACAGAGGCAGAAAGAGAGUUUAUCAUCAAACCGACUCUGUUUGAGGAUCUCCAUUAUUGGAUUUGAGUGGUACAAAACAGACCGGAGGCUGCUGGAGGUUGUCAACAAACUAUUGGGGAUGAAUCGCUGUAGUACGGCCGCUUUACUUUUGCUGGUUAUCGCCGUUUACUCGCUCAACACAGAGGCGUAUAAGUGCAGAUGCACGAGAAAAGGGCCGAAGAUCAGGUACAAAGAUGUACAAAAGCUGGAGAUCAAGCCUAAACAUCCGUACUGCCAAGAAAAGAUGAUAUUUGUCACCAUGGAAAAUGUGUCCCGUUUCAAAGGUCAGGAGUAUUGCCUGCAUCCCAGACUCCAGAGCACUAAGAACCUUGUCAAGUGGUUCAAAAUCUGGAAGGACAAACACAGGGUGUACGAAGCCUAAAUGUUCUACAUUAUGCACAAGGCUAAAAGCAGUGUGGGAUGACACUACCAGUGAACUGUGGAUGACCAGAGGACCAAUUUUUUUAAAAGCAUGACAAAGCAUAUACCCAGACAAGCUUAUAAAGCACACCGGUCUAUUUUAUGAAGUUAUAUCAAUGUGGAAUAAUGUAUAGUCUUACACAAAUGUUUCUUAUGAGCCAAAUGUGCAGUUAUGGCAGAGAAAAAGUCCCUGUGAAUCAGCACCAUCCGUAAAAAGCGAUCAUUACAUUCCUACAAUGUGUAAUGUUUUCUGAAGCAUCAGUUCUUGGUCUGAUUCGUUGUGUCUUGGGAUAUAAAGGGUCUUGACACUUAUAUUUUGGAUACUGUCUGGUUUGAAACUACUGUGAUCUUCUAUCCACAGGUGUCAAAGUAGAUAUUAGAGUUCUCACAGUACAAAAGAACUGAAUUAUUGAGGAGGUGUAAAUAAUGUCUUCAAAGAAUUUAUAAUAUUCUUUGCCAACAUUCAGGCUGGUAAAAGGAGGCAAAGUGUUUUUCAUUAUUAAAAAAAAGUGUUUCUCGUUGAUCUGCCCAAAAGUGCCGGAGGAACUUUCGUUUAUUUUUAUUUUUUUAACUUAUUCACUUAUUGCUUUGGAAUUUGGUACUUCAUGGUGAAGUGAAAGAGACAAUUACAUAAUAUAAACCAUUUAAAUCAUAUCAUGCAUUUACUUUAUAUUAUUUACACAUAUACUUUAUUCCACGGUGGACAUGUACCGCCAUACGAAGAGCACAUGAACUUUGGGACCUGUGUUUAAAAUGAAGCUUUUUUAUUUAACAUCGGCCCUCCUAUCAGCACAUUCUGAACUACAUGUGCCUCCUCUUUGAGGUGUGCAGGUUUUGCAAGCUAUUGUUUUGGUAUGACUGUGUUUUUGUUUUCUUUUUGGUAAAUGGAAUGUUUCUCGUCUCUUCUUGUACAUCAGAUUGUAUGUAUAAGCACACAGAAUAUAGGCUCUUGUGUAUAGACCAUCUUGCCUAGUCUAGCUUGUUGAGGAUUUAUUAGUGAAGCCUAUGUAUUGUAUCACAGAGUUGUUGUUUUACUAUUUAAAUAAUAAAUAUUAGAAAUGUUUGAUUCUUUGUGUUUGGACUGACCCACCAAACACUACUUAAGUCCAAGGAGUGUAAUCUUCAAGCACAGCAAUAAACAUUUAAGUAAA
Molecule: messenger RNA, 1720 nt
Organism: Danio aesculapii
Lineage: Eukaryota; Metazoa; Chordata; Actinopteri; Cypriniformes; Danionidae
Gene: cxcl14
Product: chemokine (C-X-C motif) ligand 14
Exons: 4
Coding region: 229-531 (100 amino acids)
Biological process (GO): antimicrobial humoral immune response mediated by antimicrobial peptide; cell chemotaxis
Cellular component (GO): extracellular region
Molecular function (GO): chemokine activity
Source: RefSeq, a predicted model, not a curated record